AGAGAGACUGAGAAAGGGAAGAGAGAGACAGAUAGGAGGACACCCUCUGGAGCCACUUGCAGGCUGAGGAUCUCGCCUUGAUAUCCUAGCAGUCCAGGGAGCUAGAUGCCUGGUUUAAUGGUUUCCUUUCUUUUUUAUCCUCAUGGGUAGACUUAACGUUUUUCUACUUGUUCUUAAAAAGAAAUAACCCCGAAGCACAUUCCUUUUGCCCACCUGCUCUCAGUUUCCAGGAUAACCUAAAACUCCAGCCAGCUAUAGCAUUCACUCUGCUCUUUCUGCUUUGCACACAGAUGGAGUGGCCGGACGGGAGCAGCUCUUGGCUCAGCAAAGAAUGCACAGUAUGAUCAGCUCAGUGGAUGUGAAAUCAGAGGUUCCUAUGGGCUUGGAGCCCAUCUCACCUUUAGACCUAAGGACAGACCUCAGGAUGAUGAUGCCUGUGGUGGAUCCUGUCGUCCGCGAGAAGCAACUGCAGCAAGAGUUACUUCUCAUCCAACAGCAACAGCAAAUCCAGAAGCAGCUCCUCAUAGCAGAGUUUCAGAAGCAGCACGAGAAUUUGACAAGGCAGCACCAAGCACAACUCCAGGAGCACAUCAAGGAACUUCUAGCCAUAAAACAACAGCAAGAACUCCUAGAAAAGGAGCAGAAACUGGAGCAGCAGAGGCAAGAACAGGAAGUAGAGAGGCAUCGCAGAGAGCAGCAGCUUCCUCCUCUCAGAGGCAAAGAUAGAGGACGAGAAAGGGCAGUGGCAAGCACAGAGGUUAAGCAGAAGCUUCAAGAAUUCCUGUUGAGUAAAUCAGCAACGAAAGACACUCCAACCAAUGGAAAAAAUCAUUCCGUGGGCCGCCAUCCCAAGCUCUGGUACACGGCUGCCCACCACACAUCACUGGAUCAAAGCUCUCCACCCCUCAGUGGGACGUCUCCAUCCUACAAGUACACAUUACCAGGAGCCCAAGACGCCAAGGAUGAUUUCCCCUUGCGAAAAACCGCCUCAGAGCCCAACUUGAAGGUGCGGUCCAGGUUAAAACAGAAAGUGGCAGAGAGGAGAAGCAGCCCCUUACUCAGGCGGAAGGAUGGAAAUCUUGUCACUUCAUUCAAGAAGCGAGUGUUUGAGGUGGCAGAAUCGUCGGUCAGUAGCAGCUCUCCAGGGUCAGGCCCCAGUUCACCCAACAAUGGGCCUGCUGGGAAUGUUACUGAAAACGAGGCUUCAGUUCUGCCUCCCACGCCUCACCCCGAGCAACUGGUUCCACAGCAGCGCAUUCUAAUUCAUGAAGAUUCCAUGAACCUGCUAAGUCUCUAUACCUCCCCUUCCCUGCCCAAUAUCACUCUGGGACUUCCAGCAGUGCCGUCCCCACUCAAUGCUUCUAACUCACUCAAAGACAAGCAGAAGUGUGAGACACAGAUGCUCAGACAAGGUGUUUCUCUGUCCGGCCAGUAUGGCAGUAGCAUUGCGGCAUCCUCCAGCCAUGUUCAUGUAGCAAUGGAAGGAAAGCCCAACAGCAGCCACCAAGCUCUCCUGCAGCACCUACUGUUGAAGGAACAAAUGCGACAGCAAAAGCUUCUUGUGGCUGGUGGAGUUCCAUUACACCCUCAGUCUCCUUUGGCAACAAAAGAAAGAAUUUCACCGGGCAUUAGAGGUACCCACAAGUUACCCCGCCACCGACCCCUGAAUCGAACCCAGUCUGCACCUUUGCCUCAGAGCACACUAGCUCAGCUGGUCAUUCAGCAGCAGCACCAGCAGUUCCUGGAGAAGCAGAAACAAUACCAGCAGCAGAUCCAUAUGAACAAACUGCUAUCGAAAUCUAUUGAACAACUGAAGCAACCAGGAAGCCACCUUGAAGAAGCAGAGGAGGAGCUUCAGGGGGACCAAUCCAUGGAAGACAGAGCAACUUCUAAGGACAACAGCACUAGGAGCGACAGCAGUGUUUGUGUGGAGGACACACUGGGACAAGUUGGGGCUGUGAAGGUCAAGGAGGAACCCGUGGACAGCGAUGAAGAUGCUCAGAUACAGGAAAUGGAAUGUGGGGAGCAGGCUGCUUUUAUGCAACAGGUAAUAGGCAAAGAUUUAGCUCCAGGAUUUGUAAUUAAAGUCAUUAUUUGAAUAUAAAAUAGGUCGCAGAUUUUGGUAAAUGCUUACUGUUUCCUAUCAGCGUAUGUCUCUCUCUGAUUUUAGUGAUAAAGAAUUCUAAAACAGGUAAAAUGAAUUUUUUUUUUCUAUAUAAAGCAUCGCUCUAUACUUAUCUCUGAGUGAGUAUCAAGGUUUCAUUGAACCUUCACUGGUAAGAAUAUGCCUGUUACACUAAAAAUAUGCUAUAUAAUAUCCAAGUAAUCAAUAGGCUUUCAGUCCAUCUCAAAGCCUGAUACAACAGUUACUUCUAGAAAAAAAACGAACUCACUGUUGUUUGUAGUUUUAUCUGCUGAGGUCUGUGAGUACAAAAUAUAGUCUCCCAGCCUGAUUAAUGAAGCAUUCUAUUAGAUCUGAUGUUUUUUAACAUAUAGAACUCAGUUUUCAUAUGACUGUACAUACUGUAUCAUACUACAGUCUUGAACACUGUUGAAGGUAGUCUGCCCCGCCCCCUUUUCCUCUCUCUCUCUCUAUUUUUUUUUUUUUUUUGUUAAGUGGAAAUGUUGUGGUUACCAUGCCAGUAGCUCUAGGUUAUAGUGUAGAUUAUAACUGAAAAAUCUUACCAUUUCAGGUGGUUUUAAGUAGAGAUGCAAGCUGAAGUUCUGUAUUUGAACACGACAUUAUGUCUGAUAUAGCACUGCACAGUUUACUUAAACUUUCUGUAAUUUGCUGACAUUGUGUACUUACAAAGAUCAAAUGGAGCUGAUGCAAAUGUCGAUGAGAAGGAAUGUAGAGCACGGUGGUCUAGUCAGAUGCUGUGCUGUAUGGACAGCUGCAGAAAGCACAGUAUGACUACCACCUGCUAUCAAAUUAAAACCAAUUUUACAAGAGGUUGACUCACAUUUAUACCUGAUAGCUUUAGGAUCUAGUGCAUCCAGUUCCACGGCAUACAUCAUAUCAUUUUGGCAAAUAAAAAAAAAUGUGAAUGUUGGAUUUAACAGAAUAAUCUGCUUAUAUAUAAUGCACCUCCUGAAGGACUAUGUCCUUUGAUGCUCUAAAGAUACAAACAACUUUGAAGGUAAAAGAAGAUAAUGUUUCUUUGAGUCAGUUCUUUGUGAUGUUCCCGCUGUUCUACAGAAAAGCGAUUCUGUGGCGGGACAGGAAAUGCUUUGUGGAAACAGGAAGUCCAAGCGAUUCACGAAGUGGGGCAUGUAGGAGAAAGAAUCCAAGGAUAGCGAGAGCAGUCUAGUGUUUCUGUUUUUCAAGGGUGUUCUAUGAAUUGAUUUAUUGUCUAAGAAAAUCACAUCAUGAGUAGGGAAACCCUUAAACAGAAACUAUCCUCUGGAACAUUUCCUUAAUAUUCCCUUUUGGUAUGUUUGCCUUGUUUUACAGGUUAACUUUUGUUAAGCUAGUUAAAUGUGAGCUGUAUUAAGACACAUAUAAUAUGGAUAAUCCAAAUUAACCUAAAUCUUCAUGACUUUUUCUUCUCUAUUAAAAUAUUUAUAUUCCUUAAUCCAUGGUAUUUUAAGGUGUAGUAUCCUGUUUCAGGGAGACAUAGCACUUUUGCCAAAUAUAGACAUUGUUCAACUGUAUGUUAUUGGCACGUGUUGUUUACAUUUUUGCUGUGACAUUUAAAACUAUUUCUUUUAAAAUGUUCCUGCUAAAGAUACAUUAUCCUUUUUUAAAAAGUCUCCAUUUGAAUUAAAUUAACAUAACUAGAAUUAGAAACUUAAAAGUUUUUCCACAUAAUGAAAGUCCUUCUGAUAAUUUGUCACAUAGUUCUAAUAGGCAACUCUCCCUAUCGCCAAUAUGUUUGGGUUAACAUAUUCCUUCAUAUUAAAAUGACUUUUGUCAGUUGUUUUGCAUUAAAAAUAUGGCAUGCCUAAGAUAAAAUUGUAUAUUUUUCCAUCUCAUAAAUAUUCAUUUUCUUCAAAUUCUUUUUUCAAUCUCAUAAAAAAAAAGGGAUAGUGCAUCUUUUAAAAUACAUUUUAUUUGGGGAGGAACAUGUGGCUGAGCAGACUUUUGUAUAAUACUACUUCAAAGAUAUGUGAUCACAAACAACAAAAAAAAAACCCUAUUUUUUAUAAUGUCAUUUGAGAGAACUUCAUCAGUAUAUUUGGUGGACGUUAAUUGUUUGAAUUUGAUAGUCUUUGAAUUUAGUCAAGAAACUACCUGGAACCAGUAAAAAGAAAAGCUGGACAUAACUAACCUUAGAAUUAACUAAUCAAUGUCUUCUAAGAUCUACUGUAUUUAUUAUGAUUUACACCCUUGGAGGUGAUCUCUUGUUUUGUGUUGUAAAUAUAUUGUUUGUAUGUUUCCCCUUCUUGCCUUCUGUUAUAAGUCUCUUCCUUUCUCAAAUAAAGUUUUUUUUAAAAGAUCCCUUUUCAUA
This is a messenger RNA of Grammomys surdaster, 4451 nucleotides long. RefSeq names its product histone deacetylase 9 (gene Hdac9). Gene Ontology annotation, cellular component: histone deacetylase complex. Lineage: Eukaryota; Metazoa; Chordata; Mammalia; Rodentia; Muridae. The transcript is spliced from 12 exons. The record is from RefSeq and is a predicted model, not a curated record. Bases 332 to 2098 code for a protein of 588 amino acids. Gene Ontology annotation, biological process: negative regulation of transcription by RNA polymerase II; chromatin organization. Gene Ontology annotation, molecular function: histone deacetylase activity.